UGAAUGCAAUGUCAUGCAUGUUCUUCUGUUGGGAGAAGAAGAAUAGCUGAGAGUCAGACCUGUUUGGUGGCUUUAGCAGCUAUAAGAGCACCUGCAUGACAGUAAACCCUGUCAGACAGGAGGGAGGGACAACUGGUCUGGAUCACACUUUUCACCUACUUAAUCAUGGCCCGCUGGUCCCUGUAUGUGUUUCUGCUGCUGUUCUCCUGUGAUCUGGCCUUGUCGAAGAAAAAGAAAUCAGUCCAGACUCUCUCAAGAGGCUGGGGUGAUGACAUUUCCUGGGUGCAGACAUAUGAGGAGGGGCUGAAAAAAAUGACGGAGAGUAACAAGCCACUGAUGGUCAUUCAUCACUUAGAUGACUGCCCAUAUAGUCAAGCUCUCAAAAAGGCUUUUGCAGAGCACAAAUCCAUCCAAAAAAUGGCCAAAGAAGAUUUCAUCAUGCUCAAUUUAGUGCACGAAACGACGGAUCCCAAUAUGGCUCCUGACGGCUAUUACGUUCCCAGAAUUCUUUUUGUUGAUCCCACGCUGACCGUGCGCACCGACAUCACUGGCAAGUACACCAACCGCAAGUACACCUAUGAACCUGAAGACUUGGAUUUCUUGGAGGAGAACAUGUUAAAAGCCAUGAAGUUGCAUCACACGGAGCUGUAAAGAGAUCAGAGCUGAUCACACAGGAGAAUGGCCGAUGGAUGAAAAGAUCUGAAAUGGAAACUGUUUGUUGUACUAACAGACUUUUCAAGUAUCGCACAGGGAAUGAGCCAAACAAUUUGAGUAUACACUGAAUUGUGAUUAAAUGUGUUCAUGUUUUUCGGCUCUCAUUUGUAUGCUAGUGUUGAUCUGAUUGAUAUGAGUUACUGAAACACUGGUAAGCUGACAAAUAAAAAUUACUGAACACAGUUAUAAA
Pangasianodon hypophthalmus (striped catfish) is the source of this 904-nucleotide messenger RNA. It is a transcript of the gene agr1, whose product is annotated as anterior gradient 1. The coding region runs from base 166 to 651 and encodes 161 amino acids. The record is from RefSeq and is a predicted model, not a curated record. The transcript has 8 exons. Lineage: Eukaryota; Metazoa; Chordata; Actinopteri; Siluriformes; Pangasiidae. Gene Ontology annotation, cellular component: endoplasmic reticulum.